AGUAGAAAUGUUCGUGCGGGCGUAAGGAACUUUAGAUAGCAUGCUAUCGCACACGAAUUGCAAGCAAUUAAACAAAGCUUAAAUCCUCUGUAUAAAUAAUUAGCUUCGCACUGUGUAUAGUUUAAAAUGGCGUCACCAACUACGCUUUGCAGAUGAAGACGCUGCUAGAAGUGACUGUCAUUGUUUUUUCCUGAAGAUCUAAAAUGGUGGACACUGCUGCAUAGUGCACGCAAACAUGACGUUGGUUUCAUAUGCCAGAAAACACAUUUUUCGCGCAAAUUGACAGCUUGCUUUUGUGACAGCUCUGUAGUCGUAUAUGUACGCGCUUCUAGAGCUAAGCAUGGAUGUGGACGGGGUGUCAAGAGCACACUGCAAAAAGACACUGACCCCCCCCUAACUGCAGUGGUGGGUGUUGGUAAGCCACUCUCACUCGCCAUGACUAUGCGAACCACUUUGUUUACAAGUGGAGGAAACAAGCUGGACACGGACAUCACAAACCAAAUAAAAAAACGUGUGACGUCUACUGAAUCCCAGACUGCCUCAAAAAAGGGAACCUGUGAGUCUUCUGUCAGAGUUCCUGCUGUUCUGAGCAGCAUUCACAAUAGUAGCAGACAGCAUCUCUACAGCAAAACAAAGACCCGCUCAAGCAGUCUGAGUGCAGUGGGCAGACUUGGUCAGUCUCCAGCAGUUAGAAAGGGACAAGAGGAGAACUGGGUGAACCUGGGGGCCUUGACACUUCCUCUGGCCAAGCAGAUGGGGGCCGAGGGUACCCCAGUCAAAAGCAAAUCACUGUUUGGACAGGCCAGUCACAACCAUAUGGGCAAGAUGGAUCUAGUGGCAUCAAACAGCAGUAAACAGCCCAGAAAGUCAGGACCGGUGGGGGGAGUGGCAAUGGCAGGAGUGCCCUCAACAGAACAAGGUCCUGAUGGAAAACGGUGGAAUGUGAUGAAGGGCACUGGCCACUCUGCCACACAAACUGGCUGCAUCCGACAGAUACUGCUGCUACAGCUAGAACUGAUUGAACAGCAACAGCAGCAACUGCAGAACAAGAACAAGGAAAUAGAUGACCUCAAGGCUGAAAAGGAGCUGCUGAUGGCACGCAUUGAGCGAAUGGAAAGACGGCUUCAGAUGGUGAAAAAAGAUGGAGUUGAGAGCCGGCCCACUCACACGCCUCGGCGCAGAGAGACUAUGGAACUACUUUCCUCAGAAGGCACAGUACACUCUGAGGGGCCAAGCCACACCCCCAGACACAUGCACUUUGGAAGGGGUGGCAAGGGCCUGAAAAGGAGGUUCCUAUUUCAAGAAUCCAGAAUGGCCAGGUCCAGGCGUGGGCAGCCUAGAACACCCUCUCCAAGGGAAAGCCAAGUUUUGAAGGAGGAGUCUCAGGAAGAGGUGUGUCCUGAAUUUAGGUCACAUGGUUCUCCUCUCGUCGAAUCAGAGGAGCUGCCUUACAUGACUACGACUGAGAUGUAUCUUUGCUGCUGGCACCAGCCACCACCAUCACCAUGGCGAGAUCCAUCUCCUGUGCAACAGGAUACAGUUGCUGUCCCCUCCUGGCGAGAGAGCAUUGUGGAACCUCUUGAGGAGAAAAGGGCAACAGACAUCCCUGAGAAUUUGGAAGACAGUGUCUUCUUGAAGCGGCAUUCAAAAUUGGAGUUGGAUGAGAAGAGAAGAAAAAGGUGGGAUAUUCAACGUAUUCGUGAGCAGCGGAUGUUCCAGCGCCUUCAACAAAGAAUGAACAAGCGGAAGGUGAUCCAGGAGAGUGAACCAGAGCUGCUCUCUUUCUACCCUGAAGCAGAAGAUGUGGAGUCUAUAAUGAUCACACCGUUCCUGCCAGUGGUGGCAUUUGGUAGACCGCUCCCUAACUUUAAACAACAGAAUUUUGAUAUACCAUGGUUAGACGAGCGCAGCCGCUACCGGCAAGAAGUGUCAAAAAAAAAGACGCCGCAUCGGACCUGCCGCAAGUGAAGCUCCUCCAGGAGCAACCAGGGGAGAGGGACAGAUGUGCUGCUCCUGUCUCUGCUUGCAUCAAGGAGAUUCUGCUUCAGCUCUGUCCUGUGGCAUGUCUUGUGUGCUGUAGGAUCGUCCCAGCAGUAUGCACUCCCCCAGCAUACCUUACUGCCUUGACUGCACUUUUGAUCUAUUAGUGGACUGCAGGGUCAUUUUGUUUCCCUCUAAAGCCCUUAUUUGGAACCCCUGAGGAAACUGUAUGGCAGUCCAGCUCCAAGGUGACUCAAAAGCAAGCUGUCUGAAGUUCAAGUUUAUGGUCGUUUCAACAGUGCAAAAUUAUAAUACUUGUGUUCUGGUCGCUUUUGCAUCAUCCUGUACAAGCUUUCAGAAGGGUAGUAUGGACCAAAAAUUGACAUGUCGAAGAUGGAAUGUCAGGCCUAAUCACAAUGGUGUUUUUUUUUUUGUUUGUUUUUGUUUUUUGCAUUUCUGUCCAUUGUGAAUGGGUGGUAUCUAAGAAAAGUGUAUCUUGUAACAUAGUGUCGAUUCAAGAGAAUAAAUGUAAAAUAUUCUAAAUGCAUCUAAAGGAAAUAUUUGAAGUAUUAAAAUAAGUUCAAAAUA
Electrophorus electricus (electric eel) is the source of this 2568-nucleotide messenger RNA. RefSeq names its product MSL complex subunit 1a (gene msl1a). The record is from RefSeq and is a predicted model, not a curated record. Gene Ontology annotation, molecular function: chromatin binding. Gene Ontology annotation, cellular component: MSL complex. Lineage: Eukaryota; Metazoa; Chordata; Actinopteri; Gymnotiformes; Gymnotidae.